This is a messenger RNA of Danaus chrysippus (African queen), 1446 nucleotides long. The record is from the annotation of a GenBank genome assembly. Lineage: Eukaryota; Metazoa; Arthropoda; Insecta; Lepidoptera; Nymphalidae.
AUGAUCUCCUGGUAUUUUACCGCCACCGCCACGCCACCGCCGCGGACGAGCGAGCGAGUGAAUGACGCGGCCCCGUCUGUUUACAGAGGAGGAGCCCGAGACGCCGUUGUCGCUGAGACUCACCGGGGUAUCCGUGAGGCCCUUGACGCCGCCCGCCCCCGCCCCCGCCCCCGCCGCCGCCGCUGCAGCCGCCCGCCCCGCACCACCGGCACCCCCCCCCCCCCGCCCCCGCCGCGCCGCCCGCCCCGGCGCCCCCGGAGCCUGCAGCCGCUGCCCCCGCGCCCCUCGCCUUCCCGCCUCACCCGGGGCCCCUUGACUUCGUACAGGAACAUUCCAGGCCGCGACACACGAACGGUCACGGGUGAGUUAUGUUCUCCUGGUAGUAGAGACGACGAUAACAGCUGGAUCUCCUCGCGUCAGAGGAUGAUGAUGGAUCUUCCUCCGCAGAUACCGUCCCCUCCGUCGGUGAGUAGUAGUACCUCGGUCGGUGUACCCGGGACGGGGGGAGGUGCGGGGGGUGGUGCGGGUGUACCUCGAGCCGGCACCAGGGAGGUCCACAACAAGCUGGAGAAGAACCGGCGAGCUCACCUCAAGGAGUGCUUCGAGCUGCUCAAGAGACAGCUGCCCGCCGCCGGGGACGACAAGAAGACAUCCAACCUGUCCAUACUGGGCUCGGCCAUCAGAUACAUACAGGUGCUGCGGCGGAAGGAGCGCGAGUGUGAGCACGAGAUGGAGAGGCUGGCGCGGGAGAAGAUCGCCGCGCAACAGAGGCUGGCGGGACUGAGGAGGGACGCCGCGGUGAGGGGGCGGAGGCUCGCGGGGCCCGACGACGACCUGCUCGCGAUAGGGAUACCGCUCAACGCGGCUGCACCCCCUCCCGCCGCCCCGCCCGCCCCGGCCGGCCCCCCCGCGCCCCCCGCUGGCUCGGUCCGCGCUGACUCCCCGCCGCGCUCGUUGAACCUGAGCACCAAGCUGAGGCCGCUGCCCAUACAGAUUACACCGACCACCUCCGCGCAAGUGAGUGUAGAGGAGCCCGGUGUGACGUCAUCACUGAACAGUUUAGUACGACCAGCUCAGAUACACCUGCCGCUGUCACAGGUGGUGGCCGGCGGUGGGCUGGUGGUGGGUCCCGCGCUGCAGCUGCUGCCGGCCGGGCUACGUGUGCUGCAUAAUGGUGUAACAACGGAUAGCAAUAAAAUGACUAAAGAGAACGGGAUCGUGACGCGUCCACCUACAUCAUCAGAUGGUGUACUGGUGAGCGGUCUCGGUCCGCUGGUGAUGUCGCCGCCUCACACGCACACACACACGCACGUGUUGCACACGCACACGCUCACACACAAGGUAGUCGAGGGCGGUGUCCCGCUGGCUGUGAGCGCGCAGUACCUGUCAACGGCCAUCGUGAAGCCGGUGGUGGUUGUGUCCAGCCACGAGCCGCGCCGCACGUGA